This is a messenger RNA of Monomorium pharaonis (pharaoh ant), 1717 nucleotides long. RefSeq names its product 3-ketodihydrosphingosine reductase (gene Kdsr). Lineage: Eukaryota; Metazoa; Arthropoda; Insecta; Hymenoptera; Formicidae. The transcript has 4 exons. Gene Ontology annotation, cellular component: endoplasmic reticulum membrane. Gene Ontology annotation, molecular function: 3-dehydrosphinganine reductase activity. Gene Ontology annotation, biological process: sphingolipid biosynthetic process. Bases 121 to 1167 code for a protein of 348 amino acids. The record is from RefSeq and is a predicted model, not a curated record.
UUAUCUUAUAAAGUUAUGCUGCAUGGUCGCUGAGCUCUUAGAACGAGUUUUAGCCUUGCCUCGUACGAUACAAUAAUCAUAGUUCUAAUUGGUUUUGAUUAUUUUGAUAAACAUAAUAUAAUGAUAUUCGACUUGUACGAUAUUCCGGUUAUUGUAGUAUUCGUCCUUUUGGCGAUGUAUUUCGAAAGUAAGUGGAUUGUCUGGCUUUUUUCAUCCGCAGCGAUUUUUGUGUUCUGCGCCUUGGUAUAUGAACACGUGUUCCAGAGAAAAACAAAAACUAUUAAGAACAAGCAUGUGGUCGUAACCGGUGGCUCCAGUGGCAUUGGAAAAUGCAUAGCAAUUCUCGCUGCAAAGAGGGGAGCAAAUGUAACAAUAAUAGCGAGGAAUGUGAGAACUUUAGAGGAAGCAAGAUAUGAAAUACUACAGGCAUGCGAAAAUAAAGACACACAAAGGAUAGAAUACAGAUCUUUAGAUAUCGGAGCAGAUUAUGAAACGGUCGAGAAAACAUUAACAGAGUUGGAGACUGAUAUGGGACCAAUUUACAUGCUUGUAAAUUGUGCUGGUUUAGCGCUUGCUAGCAAAAUAGAAGAUACUACUAUAGAUACUCUCAAUACAAUGAUACGCACAAAUUUCCUAGGGACAUAUUACUGCAUUAAAGCUGUGGUGCCAAGAAUGAAAUUUUUCAAAGAAGGAGUGAUUGUACUUGUAUCAUCUCAAGCUGGUCUUCUAGGUGUCUUUGGAUACACAGCCUACUGCAGCACAAAAUUCGCACUCCGUGGUUUGGCAGAGAGCUUGGCGAUGGAACUGAAGCCGUACAACAUUUCCGUUACUCUGUCUUUGCCGCAGGAUACGGACACACCUGGUUAUGCCAUCGAAGAGUUGUCAAAACCGCCAGAAACGAAAGCCAUAUCGCAAGUAGCAAAAUUAAUCCAGCCCGAGAUUAUUGCUGAGAAAACUCUCGUGGAUGCAUUGGCAGGAAAUUUCUUCUCUACUGUUGGUCUGGAAAGUUUUCUAGUGGCAACGGUGUGCGCAGGAUUAUCACCGGUUCGGUUAUUUCGUCAAUUGUAUAUACAAAUGCUUUUAAUGAGCCCAUUGAGGUUUGUCGGCGUGAGCUGUCUCGCCUAUUUCGAUAGAAUCAUCGCAAAAUACCAGUCUCGAAAAUUUUGAAGCUUUAAAUUGAGUAAGAAGGGAAAUCCAUGAUUAAGAGAUUGACAUUACAUUCCCUUUUAACCAAAACAGGUAUCAUUCUCACUUAUAGUUUUAACAGAUUUUUUAGUUCCAUAACGACCGCGUUGGUAAUAUCACAGAACAAUUUAUUUACAUAUAUGUUUGCAUUUUAUUUUAUUUUUUAACAAAUUACUGUCUUAUUUUUUUCACGAAGAGAAUGAGCUUACUUUAAAAACAGUGAUAUGUAUAAUAGUAUAAUACACAUGCGUGAUUGUAAAGAUCUUAUCAUAUGUGUGCAAGUACAUAUAUUUACUGAAAAAAAUUGUUAAUUUGAUUAAAUUUUCCUACUUGAUUAAAUUUCUUCAGUUUAAGUAUUUAUGGAUUUAUCUUAAAUACAUAAACUAUUUAAAGUUAAAUUCACAUAUUUAUAAAUUAGAUUGAAAUAUAUAAAUACUUAAAUUGAAAAGUUCAGUCAAAUUAACAACUUUUCUCUCAGUGUAUGUUAAUAACGUUUGUACACUGCUAGAAAAAUAUAUUCUAUUUACGACUA